This is a messenger RNA of Neohortaea acidophila, 1464 nucleotides long. RefSeq lists its product as uncharacterized. Lineage: Eukaryota; Fungi; Ascomycota; Dothideomycetes; Mycosphaerellales; Teratosphaeriaceae. The transcript has 4 exons. The record is from RefSeq and is a predicted model, not a curated record. Gene Ontology annotation, molecular function: monooxygenase activity; FAD binding. Bases 1 to 1464 code for a protein of 487 amino acids.
AUGGGGAAUCCGGAAGGAAGUUACAAUGUCGGUAUCGUCGGAGCAGGAAUUGCUGGCUUAGCCGCCGCUAUUGCUUUGGGCCGGCUGGACUACAAGGUCACGGUAUACGAGAAGUCGAAAUUCAGCAAUGAAACCGGGGCCGCUAUACUCAUGGCGCCUCAAGCAAGCCGCAUACUGCGCGCCUGGGGAUUGAAACUGCCCGACGGGGCCGUCGGUCUAGGCAUGAGCGCAGACGCCGGAGGCACAUUGGUGGAAUGGUUGCGCGCAUGGAAUCCUCGCUCUGUCAACGGCGUUCCGUCAGCGAUGGACUCGUUCGCGGAUUCAGCAACGCGAUAUGGGGCUCCAUAUGUCUCAUACCAUCGAGCCGAUUUACAUGCAGAGCUUCGAAGGUUAGCUACGGCAGCUGGUGCCGAGAUCAUCUUGGGAGUGGAAGUGGUCGAUCUCGACUGCCAAGGUGGCCGCAUCACGAUCCACGCAACUGAGACCAGCCAAGUAGAGACUGUCGAAAAGGAUCUGAUCGUAGUGGCCAACGGUGUGAAAUCGGCAUUCGCUUCCAUCAUCGCUGGCCGACACCUGCCGCUGAUCGAAGGCUCGCACUGCAUGUAUCGCACGCUCAUCCCCAUUGAACGCAUUCGGAACGAUGGAGAUGCUUCGAAAUUGUUUCCCGACGGUCGAACUAAUGGACAGACUCUCGCGAUCGACAACAGAACAGCUGCUAUAGCUUACCCUUGUCGAAAUGGACAAAUAAUGAACGUUGCGGUCCAAGGCUCAAGAGCUGUUGAAGUAUUCGGAGAUGAUUGGCAAACUCCAGCAUCAAUCGACGAAGUCAUUGGCAUGUUAGAAGGCUUCGACGAGUCAUGGCUGGCCCUACUCCGAUUAUCGGAUGACAUCAAAAUCUACCGACAUGCCAUCCGGGAGCCUGUUACUUCUUAUGUGAACGGUAAAGCGCUCAUGAUCGGGGACGCUGCGCACCCAAUGACCCCUGGUGAGCUCGACCCAGUGUGCCUCUGUGUUUCUAACGUAGACGUUUACUCGGACGCAGCUCUUGCCGCCGGAGGCGCCACCUCGCUCGAAGACGCAGCUGCACUGGAAAUCCUUCUUGCUGGUAUUCCUGGGCAGCAGGGCGAUGAUUCUCUGGUCGAACGCAUGCGCCUCUGGGAACUCUUGCGCCUGCCUCGAGACAACACCAUCCAGAUCUUGAGCAACUCCCAGUUCACACCGAGACCGGCGAGUGCCCUUUCACCGGACAUCCGGCCCUUUCUCAAAACGCAAUUGCCUGAUCAGGUAUUACUCGGCCUAGUCCGGAAUACUCGUGAGUUCUUGAGUUACUACGACGUCUUCACUGCCGCAAAGCGCGCAUUACGGUGGUGGGAGGAGAAGCGAACAAUGGGCAGUAGCUUGAAGACAUUGCCGAUUUAUGCUCUAGAAGAAGAUAAGGUGGUAGUCCACUUUGGACCCUACUGA